Molecule: messenger RNA, 2201 nt
Organism: Pomacea canaliculata
Lineage: Eukaryota; Metazoa; Mollusca; Gastropoda; Architaenioglossa; Ampullariidae
Exons: 8
Coding region: 389-1726 (445 amino acids)
Molecular function (GO): protein binding
Source: RefSeq, a predicted model, not a curated record
UCUUGGUACACAAACCUAUCAGACGUGUGUGGUCUAACAAAGCAGACGCGACGGUAAUAAUCAAUACCCGGUAAUUUAAAAUUAUAGAAUAUAGUUUAAAGGAAAAAAAAAACCCCACAAACAACAACAACAAAAUUAACCCGGAGAUGCAAGUGAUUUACGAGAGGACACAUUAUAGUAGACUUUUGGUACUGAAGCUUCUUCAAAUGAUUUUUACUUCGGGCAUGCGACUGACUUCUGAUGGUUCUGUAGCGUCAGUUUCAUGGACGUGUAUUUAAGUUCGUGGUCAGUUUAUUGUUGACACUCGAGCGUCGUCUGGUAUAUAACAUCAUAAUUAUCAAGAAUACUUUUUUGUUUGUGGGGAAGCUGACACUGCAAAUGUGGGGUUAUGGAUACCUUACCCUCAGAACUGCUGUGCAACAUCCUGAGUAACCUCGAUGGACGCAGUUUGCUGGCAGCAGCGAGCGUAUGUUGUAAAUGGCAGACCGUUAUACAGACCAUAAGCGCCAACAGCAACAUAUGGUUUGUCUGCUGCCUGAGAGAAAUCAACAUCAACACACUUGUAGCCCUCACAGGACGGACAGAGUUGGUCAUUUCCAAUGGCAUCUAUAAAACAAAGCAGGCGAAAGAUGAAUGGCAAUAUUGGAAAAAUAUAUACCUUCAAUAUUAUCGUUACACCAUUCUUGGUAAGAUGCAGAAUGUGAAAAUUUCAACAAUAAAGUUACCAUGCUCUUCAAAUUUUGAGAGUGUUGUUGUGACAGCCUUGCAGGGAGGAGAUAAAAAUACUUUAAUAAUGUGUCAUAAGAGUGGGUUGGUGUAUGCAGUUAUAAAUGCUUACCAGCAAGACCCUACUGAUCUUGAAUUUCGACUUCUUCCCUUACACUCACAUUCUGUAUCAGAUGUUGGACUUGUCAGGCCAGGAGGUUCUGGAAAUCAUGAAAAUAGAAUCUUAAUUAUUACAGUGGAUUUGGCUGGUUAUGUCAACCUGUGUUCGUUUGAUGGUGUUCCAAAGGCACAACUUCGAGUAUCAUCUAAGCAUAUCAAAGGAGUCAGUACUUUUGGGAAGUACUUUACUGUGGGCAUGCAUGCUUCCAUGGUUCCUGGAGUUCAAGUGUUUAAAGUGGAAUGGCAGGGUGUUCACCUGAAGAUAGACAUCAUCAUGAGACUUUCAGGGCUACUAUAUUCUGACAUCAAUGCUGUGGUACUCUCUCAUGACAAGCUGGCUGCAGGUGACCAACAAGGUGUUCUUUAUCUAUGGAACCUGCCAAGUCUGGUAGGCUCAGAUCAAAAUCCUAGUACUGUGAAAAUGGAAGAUCCAUGUGUCAGAAAUCCGAUUCAAUGUCUUCAAAUGGAAGCUUCAGUUUCACAGAUUGUCGCCUGCCAAGACAGCUAUGUUAUACUUUUGAGUAAUAGGACACUGAUUGUUCUAAGACCAGAUGGAAAAUUAUUACGCAUUUCUGUGGAUGCUUUGGGAAGUUCAGCUGGCGUCCAGGCUGAGCCCAUCUGCAUUGCAACAAAUGGUCCUGUCUUGGGAGUGGGGUGUCAGCAUGGCAUUGUGCUGCUUUUUAACACCCAUGAAGACAAGUGGUGGACAAAUCUGAGAGGUAGUCUGAUGUACACUCUUCGCACUCAUGUCAACCAUGUUGUCAGUCUGGCUAUCACAUACAAUGGGGCAAGGACAAUAGUAAUUGCAGGUGGUAAUCAUGCAGAGGUUUAUUGUUGGUGAGGUAUCUAUUUAUUGCUUUUGUUAAAAUAACCCUGAUUAAACUUUGGUGCACAAUCCUGCUGCAGGAUGUGGAAGUGUAUUUGGCCACAAAGUGUGUUGAAAUGUCAGGGUAAUGUAUGAGCAAUCUCAUCAUUGAUUUUGUGUGUGUGUGUGUGUGAGAGAGAAAGCAUGAACGUGCAAGCACACAUGGAACAGUACAUGCCUUUUUGACCAUAUCAACAGUUUUUGUCUUAAAAUAUAGUAUUUUAAAUUGUAUUUUGUGGAAAUAAAAGCAUUGAGCAGUUUUGUGCUGAUUGUACCCAUCAAUUUCUUCCUGACUAUGAAGUUCUUACUUCCUCUAGACGGUCUUGAGUGUAUGUGCAUUUUGUUCAAAUGUGAACAUUAUAUUUGAAAUGUUUAGAACAGCAAAUAAAGAUAUUGUCAACGAUUUCUUCUGUGAAGAACAUAAACAUUAAAGAUUUUUGUCUUAUCAACA